AUUCUGAUAGUUCUGACAGUGUUCCUGAGAAAUGCGCAGUUAAGACAGGCAUAAAGAAAGUGAAAAAACCUCCCGCAGUGGCGGCAAAGAAAGUAGAAAGUAUCGUCGAAGAUAAGACUGUUCAUAAAAGAAAAGGCACAAAGGCUGUCAAAACAGCGCCCAAAUCCAGCACCCCUGUCUCUAAACCAGAGAGUUCUGAGUCAAGCAGCUCCAGCAGUGAAGAAGAGACUCAGCCAACCAAGAAAGCAGCUAGCAAACUCUCAGGGGCUGGCAAUUUGGUCAUCAGCAAGCAAGCCCCAGCUGAGAGCAGAACCUCUUCCGAGAGUUCCACUGAUGAACAAUUUAAAAUAUCUGAACAAAGAGAAAGAAAGAAAGAACAAAAUAAUUGCAAAGCAGCAAAAAAAGCGCUAAAACCCUCAGCCAACUUGGUGGGCAAAACAUCUGCAUCAAAGACUUCAACAUCUGAAGUGCCGAAUACGGCAAACAACGGUAAUUCUGAUGAAGAGGCCACAAAAGAAGCAGGCUUAUCCAAAAAAAAGCGGAAAAGGAAAAAUGAACAAGAGUUGGAGACACUGGACAUCAAGAAGAUGAAAGCCAGAGAUCCUCAUACAUUCCCAAAAUCAAAGCAGCAAUCCAGUCCUUUUCGCAGAAUAAGAACAGAAGAAAUAGAAAUAGAUAUGCGAGUAGCAAACAAUUCCUUCGAUGCCAAGAAAGGAGCUAUGGGUGACUGGGGUGAAAAAGCAAAUGAUGUUCUGAGAUUUACAAAAGGUAAAUCCUUCCGACAUGAGAAGACAAAGAAGAAAAGGGGAAGUUAUUGUGGUGGCACUAUCUCUACACAGAUAAACUCCAUCAAAUUUGAAAGUGAUUAAACUUUGGAAGGGGAUUCCAAUUAAAACUCAAAAGUUUCUAACUUUGCAUCAUUUUAUGUUACAGCACACCUGGUAACGUGAUAAAUAAACAUACCUUAUUUUU
This is a messenger RNA of Protobothrops mucrosquamatus (brown spotted pit viper), 972 nucleotides long. Its product is annotated as nucleolar and coiled-body phosphoprotein 1-like. Lineage: Eukaryota; Metazoa; Chordata; Lepidosauria; Squamata; Viperidae. The record is from RefSeq and is a predicted model, not a curated record. Gene Ontology annotation, cellular component: nucleoplasm; nucleolus.